Messenger RNA from Dreissena polymorpha, 5066 nucleotides. RefSeq lists its product as uncharacterized. Lineage: Eukaryota; Metazoa; Mollusca; Bivalvia; Myida; Dreissenidae. Gene Ontology annotation, molecular function: calcium ion binding. The coding region runs from base 165 to 2954 and encodes 929 amino acids. The record is from RefSeq and is a predicted model, not a curated record. The transcript has 16 exons.
GUAGUAUCCAAGCAACAGUUCAACAAAUGGUUAUUUGGCGGAUAGAGUUUACAAACCGACUUUCUUAACAACAUCUUGUCUGGUAAAAUGUUUAUGCAUUAUAACAUUACUCUUAUUGCACAUACUUAAUAUGUUUUAGUGCAGUUUAUGAAAAAAACGAAAAAAUGGCUGCUACAGCGGCAUUGGAGAAUUUCCAUAAUUCAAUAAGAACUCUGGCGCAGACAAAGCGAAUAAGAGUGACAGAGUUCUUUCAAGACUUUGAUAAGCUGAGAUCAGGAUUUGUAACAGUUCCUCAGUUUUCAAGAUGCUUGUGGCAGACUCUUGGUAUUCAACUUACGCCAGAACAAGAAGAAAUCGUUCGCAGAAACUACGACAUCAAGGGAAACGGCCAGUUCAUCAACUACAAGCUGUUCUGUGAUGAGAUUGACCAGAACUUCAACGCGAAAGAUUUAAACAGGAAUCCUGAGUCCCAGAGGAUUGAGCCCCCAGAAUUCUUGGGCACCAUUCGCACAGUGCGCCCACUUUCUCCCGGGGCUGAAAGACGCUUGGUGCAGCUUCUCCGUCAUAUAGAGCAAUUCUACAGUUACCAUGGUGUCAAUUUGCGGACAUGCUACGAAGACUUUGAUCGACAUCAUAUGGGGGUGGUCACGGAAAGCCAGUUUUACCGCAGUUUUCCGGGUCCCCCCGAUGUCAGCGAGGCAGACAUGAACUUGUUGGUGCAGAAGUACCGAGACCCGGACCGACCGGGUUUGCUCAACUAUCUCAACCUACAUCACGACAUUGUUGCUAUAGGCAAUCAGGUUGCCAAGGAAAAAGAGCUGAUUGAGUCACCAAGCACUUAUGUGGACAUAACUAGUGUCAUGCUGACCCCUGAUCCAGAUCUAAACACUAUCUUCGACAAAAUCCGUGUAGCUGUCUUCAAGAACGGGAUCCGCACGACAGAGUUCUUCAAGGAUCAUGACAAACUGAGAAGUGGAAUCAUCACAGAGAACCAGUUUGUGUGUGGUUUAGCACUGGCUGCUGGCAAAGAGGCACAACUUUCUCGUGCUGAAAUCCAAAAAGUGGUCGAGUACUACAGGCAACCAGAUGGUCGAGUGAAGUACAAGGAAUUCUGCGAUAUCAUGGAGAAUGCAUUCACCAUCCCUGACUUGGAGAAGAAACCACUGCAGAAUGUAACCAGGCCUGUGAGAGGGGCACUGUCAAGGGGCUUGAAGCCUUUGACUGAGACCCAGGAAAGUCGACUGGAAGAAAUCCUGAGCCAGAUAUCAGACAAUGUGCGCAGACGUCGGCUGAUGAUGUACCCUUACUUCAAGGAUUAUGACAGGGGAAUUGCCUACACACGUGUUGUCACUCCUACUCAGUUUGGGAGAAUUCUUCACUUUCUGUCCCUUAAUGUGGCCCCUGAAGACCUCAAGUUGCUACUGCAGAAGUUUGAAGAUCCUGCCACUGGUGAUGUGAACUACCCGGCCUUUGUACAGGCUGUUGAUAAAGAGUUUGUUGGGCACACUAUGGACGAUGCAGACCUGAGUCAGAAAGGUCGCACCAACACGCCAGUGAAGGAACGUGAGACCACAGCGGCUGAUAGCAAUGUCAGCUAUGAGGAUUUGAUGGCCAGGAUUCGCUCCAUUGUUCUCACUAACAGGCUGAGGGUAGCUGAGUACUUUGAAGAUUAUGAUCCCCUUCGCAGCGGCUCAAUCAGCAAGUCUCAGUUCCGGCGUGGCAUGAGCCUCCUGGGCUUCAGCAAACUGGGUCAGCAUGAUUUCUCAGAGGGCCACUACAAGCUCUUGUGCGAUGUCUACCAGAACCCCCAGAAACACGACCAAGUGCUGUGGACAAAGUUUUUGUGGGAUGUUGAGACAGUUUUCACACAGCCAAAUCUUGAGAAGGAUCCAGACACCAAGGUGCCUCCCCAGGAAAUCUUCCGCGUCCCGAAGCCCGGCACAGUUGACUGGGGGUACGCGUCCACAGACCACAAGGACCUGUUUAAUGCUACCAUGGACAGACUUCAGCAGAGGUCUGAACAACGACGAGUCCUGGCUAAACCAGUGUUCCAAGACUUUGACAAGCAUAACAAUGGUCACGUGACUAAGUCCCAGUUCCGUCAAUGCCUGACGAUGUUGGAGCUCCACUGCACGGAGCCUGAAAUGAUCGCACUUGAGGCGAAGUUCUGUAACGACACAGGAUUCAACUACCUGACGUUCCUGUCAGAGCUGCAGCCGGUCGAGCCACCACAGUUCAUGUAUGUGAGCCGUCUAGAGGACAUUAGAACGGCCAAUCAGAGAAAGACACUGCCGGAGCUGAAUGCUGCCAAAGAUCUGGAGAAUGUGCUCCUGAAGAUUAAAACAAAGGUGGCCCGAGAGCGUAUUCGUGUCCUUGAGUUCAUGAGAGAUUACGACAAGCUGCGAUCUGGCCGCAUGCUGAAGACUUCAUUCCGUAGAGCUCUGGACUUGUGUCGGUUUGAGCUGAGGCAGUCUGAGAUGUCCAUUUUGGAAGACAGGUACCAGUCAAACACUGACCCGGAAUAUGUUGAGUACCUAAAAUUCUGCGAUGAGUGUGAAUCAAUCUUCACAUCAAAGGAGCUAGAGAAGCGCCCCCUGGAGGACGUCGUGCAGUUUAAACCGCCCGAGGAGUGGGAGAGGAACAAGCUGCCUACCGACCAGCUCACUAGGUUCAAGGCUUGCAUGGACAGACUCAGUGAAAAGGUCCGCAAGCACCAGAUGCAGUUAUUCCCGUUGUUUGAAGACUAUGAUCGUGUCCACAAUGGCACAGUGUCAAGGUCGCAGUUUAGACGGGUGCUCACUGAACUGGAACUUGGCAGCCUUGUGAGUCAGCAGGAUUUUGAGUUGCUAUGGCAACAAUUUGACGUGAAGAUUGGAGGCAAAGAUGACGUCAACUACAUUGCAUUCUGUGAUAUGAUUUACAAGCUGGCAAAUUUUGAGGCGAGAAAACCUUGAAAAGUUUAGGCUUCAGUUUGGUACCUUUUAAUUACAAAAAAUUGGAGAAAACAAAGACUACUUUAAAAAAUGUCAAUUUUGAAUAAAAUGCAUUACAUUUAUGUUUGUUUUUACAUUUUUUGCAUUUCUAUUGAAUAAAGCGUUACGAUUUUCGCAGUGAUUUUUUGUUUGUUUCUUGGCAUUUGUUUGUCACACAUAUUUAGGAUGGAGUGAAUGCGAAACUGUUAUGUUUGCAAGUAUUACAUAUUUUUGGAUUUAGAGUGAACUGCUAUUUAUAACUUUUGGUUAUAUAAAUAUUGUACUACAGUAUAUAUUAACCGUCAGUUUUUAUCAUUCAGAAGUGUUUUAACACUCCUUUAAUUAAACUUGUAUUAAUUUGUUUACUCUUUAUAUAUGUCGACUUAAUUGCAAGCAUUACAAUGAUUUUGUGUACAAAGGACCAAGACAUGAUGUUAUCAUCUUAUGUUAAUUCUUGCUUUGAAUAUUGUGGUAGUCCUUUUACUCCAUACAUUAUCAUGUCAUAGUAUUGUAACUCUGUGAUAUUUCCUGUUAAGAAGUUUAAAUCAAAAAGAGCUUGUUUAUAUUUUAUGUUUUACAGUUAAUUUAGUAUUGUAUUCACAAAUGUACAGAUUCGUACAAUAGAAUCUGCUUUUGUUGAGCAUGUUUGUAUUAAGCAAUCAAUCAAAUAUAUCCAAAGUAUUAUGUGUGAUGCCGUAUAUGCAUUAGAUAUUUACAUUUAAAUGGUAUGUUAAUUCAACUUAUUUUUUGCUGAAUAUACACAUAUUUAAAUGCAUUAAUGUGCAUUAGUAUUAAAUGGUUACUUGGUUACCAAAGCUGAUUGCCAAACCAUGUUUUGUUAACAUUAUUUUUCAGAACUUGAUCUUGCAAAAUUGUGAUUGUUAAUCCAUCCAUUUUAAACUAUUUUUAAUAUUGAAGGAAUAUUAUAAACGUUGUUUUUUUCGGCCCAUGCUGAAAUUUUGUCAUACUUAUUUGACAAAAUGUUAUCAAACUUUAAAAACACUUCAUAAAUGAUGGAAAUCUAUUCAUACGAACAGUUUGCAUAGCUUCUACUUGCGACUUUAUACCAUUUUGGCCAUAUUUUCUUACAUAAAUGACACUUUCUGCAAAACCGUUUUGACCGGAACCAGAUGAUAGGUGUAUUGUGGGUUAUUUUUGUUUGACUAACCUUAACAAAUGUGGGUAAUGAUAUCCAAUGCGACUUGCAAUUGUAUACAAUGGGAUAACCACUUUGUAUAACAUAUCCACAAAAGGAUAGAUUUAACUAAAGGUCAUCUUUUGGAUUGGCUAAAGUUAUCCAUAUUUAUAAUAUUUAUACAAUUUGCUGCUGAGUUAUAUUGUUAUAGAAUAGAAACAUUGAGCAAGAUGAUACAUUUAUAUAGAUAAAUAAAUUGAUUUUAUAUUUGGCACAAAUUCAGUAUUACUCGAUGUUAUGCCAAAAGUAUUAAAAUGUUCAGCAUGGAAUAAAGAAUAGUUAAAAGUUUGUCUAUUGAAAAAUAUAUGUCUACACUUUUAAUAUUUAAAUAGAUAUUUAUGUAUAGUUUGUUUCAUAUUGUAUAGCUUUUUCUCUUAUGUGCAUGUUCCCAGUAUUAGCAGAUAUUUUGCUAACAUAUGUCAGUGUAAGGAAUAAACAAGGUAUAUUAUAAGCAACUUUUUUUUACCUGAAUAGUAUUUAUUUGCAGUAAAACUGUAUUGAUGCACCCAUAUUCAAUAUUAAGAUUACAUGAAAACCUUUAUAUAAAAGAUAAUAAAUAUAUCGUUGUAAUCGGAAAAUAGCUAAAAGCUUUGACUUUCUUAGUCAUGUAAUUGUUGACUUUAUAUUAAAAUCUAGUGUUAUGGCAUUAUACAAUUUACUGUAACGUAUUAUUGGUGUUGUUACGAUAACAUACUUGCAAUUGUGCUUUGGAACUAGUUUUUAAAAAUAUGCUCAUAAAAUUCUAUUGUUACAAUAUUUUUUAGUAUAAUAUGCAAUUUGUGAUAUCUUGGAUGUGCACAUUUCUGUAUGAAUUCCAUUUGUUGUCAUUCUAAAAUCAUUUUCUUCUGUUUUCUGGAUAAUAAAUAUAUGUGUUGAAAAUAAACUAAGAUAUAGCGAAA